This is a messenger RNA of Eimeria mitis, 861 nucleotides long. RefSeq lists its product as uncharacterized. Lineage: Eukaryota; Apicomplexa; Conoidasida; Eucoccidiorida; Eimeriidae. Bases 1 to 861 code for a protein of 286 amino acids. The transcript has a single exon. The record is from RefSeq and is a predicted model, not a curated record.
AUGCAAUCGAUAGCAACGAGGGAUGGGGAGCAGCAGCAGCAGCAGCAGCAGCAGCAGCAGCAGCAACUGUUGCUGCAGUGGCUGCAGCAACCAGCUGUUGUUUGUCUCUCGGAUAUAGAGUUCUGCUUAGAACGGCUGUGGGGGGAGGAUUUGCUGCUGGCGCUGCAGCAGCAGCAGCAGCAGCAGCAGCAGCAGCAACUGCAGCAGCACAAGCACGAAGAGCAGCUGUCUCACUCUGAUCAGGAUACGUGCCCAUCUUCGUUGCAGCAGCAGCAGCAGGGAGACAGCAGCAGCAGCAGCAGCAGCAGCAGCAGCAAAGGGGACUUUUGUGAUUCGCGCGGGUCUUCAUCUGCAGCAGCAGCAGAAACAGCAGCAGCAGCAGCAGCAGCAGCAGCAGCAGCAGAAGACUGUUCAGAUGAGAUGGAGCUCUUUGACGCUCUCUUCACCGACCCAGGUGCAGCAGCAGAGGAGUCUGCUGCCAGCAGCAGCAGCAGCAGCAGCAGCAGCAGCAGCAGCAGUUUGGAUGCAGCUGAGUCGCAGCAGCAGCAGCAGCAGCAGCAGCAAGAAGCAGAUGACCGAGGCUUCGCUGCUGCUGAAUCUGCUGCUGCUGGCUGCUGCUCUCCCAACAGUGCUGCAGUUAGCCUGCCAGAGGGAGCAGCAGCAGCAGCAGCAGCAGCAGCAGCAGCAGGAGACUUUGAGAACGAGCUGCAGCAGCUGCUGCAGCAAGCUUCAUCGCUGGCCUCGUCUUGGGCUGCUGCUUCGCGUGCUGCAGCAGCAGCAGCAGCAGCAGCAGCAGCAGCAGACAGCAGCAAAGUGCAUGCGGGGACCCCACAGCUGCACGAUAUAUUUGACUCUUCUUAG